Aspergillus melleus is the source of this 1479-nucleotide messenger RNA. Its product is annotated as putative MFS transporter. The record is from RefSeq and is a predicted model, not a curated record. Gene Ontology annotation, biological process: transmembrane transport. The coding region runs from base 1 to 1479 and encodes 492 amino acids. Gene Ontology annotation, cellular component: plasma membrane. Gene Ontology annotation, molecular function: transmembrane transporter activity. Lineage: Eukaryota; Fungi; Ascomycota; Eurotiomycetes; Eurotiales; Aspergillaceae. The transcript has 10 exons.
AUGGGGACUUCAGAGAAGAUGGGGUUUUCGGACGACAAAGAGGGCGAAGUGCAGACGCAGUCGCCCGAACUCCCCCCUCUGACCAACACCACGGAGCGCCGACUCAUGGCCAAGAUCGACUGGCACAUCAUCCCAUGCUUGUGUGUGAUGUACCUGCUUGCUUUCCUGGACCGAGUGAACAUCAGUAAUGCGGCGGUCCUUGGGCUGCGCGAGGACCUGAACAUCGUCGACGGAAUGAAAUAUAACACGGCAUUGACCAUUUUCUUCGUCCCAUACGUUAUCUUCGAGAUCCCAUCCAACAUCUUGCUGAAGAAGUGGAAGCCUCAUGUGUGGUUGUCGAUGUGUAUGUUCUUGUUCGGCCUGGUGAUGAUCUGCCAGGGCUUGGUGUCUAAUUGGGGAGGUCUGAUGACAACCCGUUGGUUCCUCGGAAUGUUCGAAACGGGCAUGUUCCCCGGAUGCUUCUACCUGCUGGGAAUGUGGUACAAGCGCAGCGAGGCGCAAAAGCGAUUCAGUUUCUUCUUCAGCUCCACGACCCUCGCCGGCGCGUUCGGUGGCUUGCUGGCCAGUGGACUGGGUAAAAUGGAUGGAAUCCGGGGGUACAGUGGCUGGCGGUGGGUUUUCAUCAUCGAAGGCCUUCUCACCUGCGUUGUCUCCUUCAUCUGGUUCUUUGUCAUCCCCGACUUUCCCGAGGAUGUCAAAUGGCUUACUGAGGAGGAGAGAGAGUUCAUCCGGGCGAAGCUGGCGCAGGACACCGGAGGUGCUGCGCAUGACGCGAAGAUUGGCUGGCGCGAAGUUCUGGACGUCUUCAAGGACUACAAGAUCUUCAUCGGCGGUCUUAUGUAUUUCGGUCAAAUUGUCACGGCAUACGGAUACGCCUACUUCGCGCCGAGUAUCAUCAAGACCUACGGCUACGAUGCUAUCAUGACCCAGUUAUACUCAAUCCCACCGUGGGCGGCCGCAUGGGGCUUUUCCAUGGUGAUCGCUGUGCUUUCGGACAGAACCGGGCAUCGUUUUGCGUUUACUAUAGGACCCAUGUUGAUUGCCAUGGCCGGAUUUGGUAUCUUGCUGAAUGUGCACGGAGAAGAGAAUCGCAGCGUCCAGUACGGCGCCUUGUUCUUAGUUACCAGCGGCUGCUACAGUGCGAUGCCGGUGAUAGUGUGCUGGUUCGCCAUGAACCUAGGCGGCCAUCGCCGACGAAGCAUCGGAACUGCAUGGCAAGUGGGUUUUGGAAACAUCGGCGGCAUCAUUUCGACAUUUGCAUUCCUCGAGAAGGAUGCGCCGGAGUAUAGACCGGGCUUCGCCAUCAGUGUAGCCUUCCUCUGCUUUUCGGCCGCCUGCUGCAUUGCCUACUUCGCAGCGGUCUGGUAUGACAACCACCGGCGCGACCAGGCGGCGGCCAAUGGCACUGUACCGGAGUACAGUCAGGAGGAGCGAGAUCUCCUGGGCGACAUGGCGCCCAGCUAUCGGUAUGCAUACUGA